AUGGGUCUCAAGGCUGUGUUUGUGACGUCCCUGUUGGCGGUCACUGGAACUGCUAUCCCGAUUCUGGAUCCUAUUCAGAUGAUCCGCCGUGCUGGACCUGAGGCUGGAAAGGUCAUCCAGAAGUGCGCCGCACCGGGACAAAUUGCCCUGGCCUACGAUGACGGACCCUACCAAUACACGCAGAAGCUCGUCGACACCCUGACGGCCGCUGGCGCCAAGGGCACCUUUUUCGUGACCGGUACUCUCUACGGCUGCAUCUACGGCCAAAAGACGGCGCUGCAAAACGCCUACCGCGCCGGCCACCAAAUCGCCUCGCACACGUGGUCGCACCCGCAAAACUUCGGCUCCAUGUCGAGCAGCGAGCUCACGCAGCAGAUGCAGCGCCUCGAGCAGGCCCUCGUCAACAUCAUCGGCGUCAAGCCCACGUACAUGCGUCCCCCCUACCUCGCCACGGGCGGCAACGUCCUGCCCGUCAUGAAGCAGCUCGGCUACCGCGUCAUCACCAACGACGUGGAUGCGGGCGACUGGAACGGCUUGACGGCCGAGCAGAGCGAGCAGCGGUUCCAGCAGGCGGGCGCGGGCGGCAAUGGGCAUAUCCCCCUCAUGCAUGAGACGUAUGCUAGCACGGUGAAUACGCUGACGCCCUGGUUGAUCAACUGGGCUAAGCAGAAUAACUUGAAGAUUGUCACUGUUGCUGAAUGCCUGGGUGACCCCACUGGUGCCUAUAAAAACGGUACCGCUAACGGCCAGUCGACCUGCUAG
This is a messenger RNA of Westerdykella ornata, 762 nucleotides long. Its product is annotated as chitin deacetylase-like protein. The record is from RefSeq and is a predicted model, not a curated record. Gene Ontology annotation, molecular function: hydrolase activity, acting on carbon-nitrogen (but not peptide) bonds. Gene Ontology annotation, biological process: carbohydrate metabolic process. Bases 1 to 762 code for a protein of 253 amino acids. The transcript has 4 exons. NCBI's taxonomy places the organism in Eukaryota, Fungi, Ascomycota, Dothideomycetes, Pleosporales, Sporormiaceae.